AUGGCAACCACAACUAUCACAUCAACGACGCGGGAGGAUCUUGCUACUAAAGUCAGGAUAGAUGCAACAUCCUCAAAUCCGGAAUGGGCCACGGGGGGUUAUCCCUUCCCCGGAAUGCCAAAAUUCGAGGACAAGUACAAAGAACGGGAGUGGCAGUUGGAGCAUAUGGCUGGGGCGUUCAGAGUUUUCGCUCGUAAGGGAUACACCGAGGGUUCCGCUGGACACAUCAGCCUCCGUGAUCCUGUCGACCCUAGCACAUUCUGGAUUAAUCCGAUGGCUGUUCAUUUCGGACUUCUUACGGCAAAGGACAUGGUCCAGGUGAACGAAAAUGGCCAAGUUAUCGGUGGAAACAAGGUAGCGAUAAAUACUGCCGGUUUUUCUAUCCAUAGCGCUAUCCACAAAGCCAGACCGGAUGUUCAUGCCGCCUGCCAUACUCAUUCUCCCGCUGGGAAGGCUUGGUCCACUUUCGGCCGACCUCUCGAUAUCAUUAACCAAGAUUCUUGCACCUUUUUACACAACCAAGCAGUAUACGACAGCUUUGGGGGUAUGGCACUGAAGGGAGAGGAAGGCGAAAGGAUCGCCAAAUCGCUGGGGAGUGAUAAGACGGUUGCAAUACUUCAAAACCAUGGUCUGUUGACUACUGGAUCGACGGUGGAUGAAGCUGCUUAUCUAUUUACACUUAUGGAGCGUUCAUGCGAAAUCCAGAUCAUGGUCGAGAGCACUGGCAUACCAAAGAAGUAUAUCGGUUCUGACGAAGCUGAGUAUACCUGCAAGAUCAACACCGACCCGGAAACUCUAUAUGCGGAAUUUCAGGUGGAUCUCGAUUUUGAGAUCAGGAUGUCCAAUGGCGAAAUAAGAAAGGUGGCCUAG
Clonostachys rhizophaga is the source of this 870-nucleotide messenger RNA. Lineage: Eukaryota; Fungi; Ascomycota; Sordariomycetes; Hypocreales; Bionectriaceae. The record is from the annotation of a GenBank genome assembly.